This is a messenger RNA of Leptidea sinapis, 1090 nucleotides long. RefSeq names its product 26S proteasome non-ATPase regulatory subunit 8 (gene Rpn12). Gene Ontology annotation, biological process: proteasome-mediated ubiquitin-dependent protein catabolic process. Gene Ontology annotation, cellular component: proteasome regulatory particle; nucleus; proteasome regulatory particle, lid subcomplex. The transcript has 5 exons. Bases 125 to 931 code for a protein of 268 amino acids. The record is from RefSeq and is a predicted model, not a curated record. Lineage: Eukaryota; Metazoa; Arthropoda; Insecta; Lepidoptera; Pieridae.
AUAAAAAUAAUACAACUUGAACUUUCAGAUUCACAGUUUGCUAAUUUGCUAAAUCUCAUUAUACGAGAGUUUCAAUAGAAUUGACAUUAUUUCUUUUUGUUUGUAUUCCACUUAAGUAUAAAUUAUGACUUCAAUUAAAGACGUCGCUACCCUAUACCAAAAUCUUAAAACGGAAUGGGCAAAAAAGCCUCCAAAACUCGACAAAUGCGGUGAACUUCUUAAUAAAAUAAAGAUAGCACUCACUCAUCUAACAUUUUUACCAAGCAAUAACAUAGCAGCCAAUCAAAAGGAACUUAUUUUGGCAAGGGAUGUUCUGGAAAUAGGAGCGCAAUGGGCAGUUGCUGCUAAAGAUAUUAAAGGAUUUGAAAGAUACAUGUCACAACUCAAGUGUUACUAUUUUGAUUACAAAGAUCAUUUGCCAGAGUCAGCAUUUAUGUACCAGCUCCUGGGUUUAAAUCUACUCUUUCUGCUGUCUCAAAAUCGUGUGGCUGAAUUCCACACAGAACUUGAAAGAUUACCAGUUGAUGUGAUUAGAGCUGAUCCUUAUGUGAAACACCCCUUGGCUUUGGAGCAAUACCUCAUGGAAGGCAGUUAUAAUAAGAUAUUUUUGGCAAAGGAUAAUGUGCCAGCAGAGAGCUACACUUUUUUUAUGGAUACACUUUUGGAAACUGUGCGAGGAGAAAUAGCUGCCUGCAUUGAGAAGGCUUAUCAAAAGAUUCCGGCAUCAGAGGCAGCAAGACGACUGAACUUAAGUUCACAGCAAGCUGUACUUGAAUAUGGCAAAAAGCGGAAUUGGGUGCUGGGUGCUGAUAACAGUUAUUUGUUUAAUGCAAGUGAAGAAACAUGUGCUGCAGCAGCUGGUGUUUUUCCUUCCAAUGAACUUGCUGAACAAACAAUUGAAUAUGCAAGACAUCUAGAAAUGAUAGUUUAAAUUAAUAUAUAAUGUAUUAUUGUACUGAUCUUUAUUAGGUAUAUUGUAAUAUUUUCUCAAUCAAUUUAUUUGUUAGAACACAUUUAAUUGAUCUUUUCAGAAGUUUUAAAAACAGUGUAUUUAUGAAGGCAGGAUAAAAAUAAAUAAGUAAAAACAUUA